ACCGAACAAGGCUUGGCAAGCAGCGGUAGUCACACCCCUCUCUUGUAAUCAAAUGGGUAUUUAGGGUUUUUGACUGACGUUUGCAGCGACUACUACCGAUUCAAGGCUGCCCUAGCAACCCGCUGGAUGAGCCAACCAAAGCGGCGCCAGGCUUGACCCUCUGCGGCUACUGGAGACAUGCCUGUUUGGAGAGAGGAAACGACAGACAUCCGAGAGAGCUGCGGAACAGCGUGGCUGGCGACCCAAAAGCAGGACUAUAAAAAAAUGACGCUUCUGGUACUUUAAAGGCACGGUAGCGUGAAUGAAGGAUUUAUGGAAAGAAGAUUUGAGCAGAGGAACAGGUUCGGCGUGAGCGGCAAGCUUUGAUGUUACAGUGGAUUACACUGCAGAUCUCAAAUCUCGAGUUGGAGGAGAAACGGAAGAAGUGAUCGAACAGUCGUGUACACGGUGUUCCAUGAUGGAACAUAAUCAUUCUUCACCGUGAGGAUGAACCACAGAACCAGCCCCGCCAAGGCUUACGAUUUUCUGCUCAAGUUUCUCCUGGUCGGGGACAGCGAUGUGGGAAAGGGGGAGAUACUUGCGAGCCUCGAGGACGGAGCCAGCGAGUCUCCAUAUGGCUACAACAUGGGAAUCGACUACAAGACGACUACGAUACUCCUAGAUGGAAGAAGAGUCAAGCUGCAGCUCUGGGACACAUCUGGCCAGGGGCGCUUCUGCACCAUCUUCCGCUCCUACUCCAGAGGAGCACAGGGUGUGAUCUUGGUCUAUGACAUCACCAACCGAUGGUCCUUUGAUGGUAUUGACAGAUGGAUAAAGGAGAUAGAUGAGCAUGCACCAGGAGUUCCCAAGAUCCUGGUGGGUAACCGGUUACACCUGGCCUACAAGCGUCAGGUGACCACGGAGCAGGCCCAGCUGUACGCUGAGAGGUUAGGGGUCACCUUCUUCGAGGUCAGCCCGCUGUGUAACUUCAACAUCACAGAGUCCUUCACAGAGCUGGCCAGGAUUGUCCUGAUGAGGCACGGUAUGGAGAGACUCUGGAGACCCAACAAAGUGUUGAGUCUCCAGGACCUGUGCUGUCGUUCCAUCGUGUCUUGCACCCCUGUCCACCUGGUUGACAAGCUUCCUCUCCCCCUGGCCCUCAAGUCCCACCUCAAGUCUUUCUCCAUGGCCAAUGGCCUCAAUGCCCGCAUGAUGCACGGAAGUUCAUACUCUGUCACCACCACCAACACCACCCACAUCGCCACCAAGAGGACCGGAGGCCAGCUGCUAAAAAAUAAAAAAUGUAUCCGCCCUCAGCAGCUCAGCCCGGCGGCCGCACAGAGCUGCACCGGCAACAGCUGCAAGAUCUCCUAGCAACCGGCCGAAACAGGAAUAGGAAGUCCUUGGGACAGUAUGUUGUCAUCAAAGGAACAGGAAAUUGUUGUUUUUCACUACUGCAGCUCAUCGAGGCUCACCAAGAGCCAGCCACAUGAGCUUUAAGGAUGUUUUCAAUGAGGGGUGACCCCUCACAGCCCCCCAUAACCCCACAGACCAGGAAGUGGAAGGAACCUGCCAUGUUCAGAGGCAGUGGAUUGACACUACUGGUCACUAGCAUUGGACCCAAAAGGAAGUUUUGACAACCGAUCGUGUCUGAGCCAUAUGACUGUAUAGUGCGUAAUAUGAUUCCAUGAAUACAGUAUGUCAACAUAGGAACUAUAUAGUACUAUGUGUACACUAUUUGUGGAUGAUCUGUGGUUAUUUUUUGCUCUGUUGCCUCACCCAAUGACACAAAGCAUUCAAAUGAGUUUCACACCUGUGGUCUAAUUUCACAAUGAAAGGAAAGUGGACUGGUAUUAUAAAUGGUAUACUAUAUCGUUGCCUUUUAAACUAAAUGCUGGACAGCCUUUUUAAAAUCUGGCUACUGGUUUUACACACCGUUACUUUUUACAGUAAAAUACUAUUUUUGCCGACAUCGUCUGGAAUUUCAGUUCGGCAAUUCUUUGGAGAAACCAUUUGUAUAAUGAAUUUGUAUGAUAUGUACAGUUAUGACAAUGUUGUUUGAUACUGUUUGUUUGAUGUUGGGUUUGUAGGUGUUUCACAGUGACACAGAUGAUGCUAUUAAGCAAUAAGGCCCUAGGGGGUGUGGUAUAUGGCCAAUAUACCACGGCUAAGGGCUCUUCUUAGGCACGAUGCAAUCCGGCCAUAUAUAACUAACCCCCAAGGUGCCUUACUGCAAUUAUAAACUGUUUACCAAUGUAAUUAGAGCAGUAAAAGUAAAUGUUUUAUCAUACUUUUGAUAUACGGUCUAUAAUAAACUGGGUGGUUCGAGCCCUGAAUGCUGAUUGGCUGAAAGCUGUGGUAUAUCAGACCUUAUACCACAGGUAUGACAAAACAUUUAUUUUUACUGUUCUAAUUACAUUGGUAAGCAGUUUAUAUUAGCAGUAAGGCACCUCCUGGGGUUUGUGGCAUAUGGCCAAUAUACCACUGAUAAGGGUUGUGUCCAGACACUCCGCGUUGUCGUGCUUAAGAACUGCCCUUAGGUAUAUUGGUCAUAUAACACACCUCCACGGGCCUUAUUGCUUAAAUAUACCACAACUUUCAGCCAAUCAGCAUUCAGGGCUGGAACCAGCCAGUUUAUAAUUUCAGAUAGAUAGUGACAACACCAAAGACACAGCAGACGUAGUGAGGACGUCACUGAAUGAACAAGCUGUUUUGUACAGUAAAUAUUACCACUACAAUAAAUUUCACAAACAGGAA
Molecule: messenger RNA, 2736 nt
Organism: Oncorhynchus gorbuscha (pink salmon)
Lineage: Eukaryota; Metazoa; Chordata; Actinopteri; Salmoniformes; Salmonidae
Product: ras-related protein Rab-40B-like
Exons: 7
Coding region: 487-1353 (288 amino acids)
Biological process (GO): intracellular signal transduction; protein localization to plasma membrane
Cellular component (GO): endosome; plasma membrane; synaptic vesicle
Molecular function (GO): GTPase activity; GTP binding
Source: RefSeq, a predicted model, not a curated record